AUGGCUUCGCAGCGGGUAUUCCAACUUGGCCUGCGACGGGCGGCCGCGCCUAGUCUGAGGGUUCAACCGGCAGGACGCAUGGUCCAGCGGAGACUCGCAGCGACGGAACACGCCUCGCAGUCCGAAGCAGCCGAGAUCCUCGCGAAGCAGCGCAUCUACCGCCCCGUCUCCCCCCACCUGGCUAUCUACAAGCCGCAAAUCACCUGGUACGCCUCGUCGCUCAACCGCAUCACGGGAAUUACCCUCUCCGGCUCCCUCUACCUCUUCGGUAUCGCCUACCUCAUUGCUCCUUACACUGGAUGGCAUCUCGAGACACAGUCAAUGGUGGCGGCCGUUGCUGCAUGGCCCGCGGCUGUGAAGAUGGGAGUGAAGGCCUUCUUUGCUUUCCCGUUCUUCUUCCACAGCUUCAACGGCCUGAGGCAUUUGGCGUGGGAUGUGGGUAUCGGAUUCAAGAACCAACAAGUCAUCCGAACCGGAUGGACCGCUGUCGGAUUGACGGUCGUCAUGGGUCUUUACUACACUUUCCUCGGAUAA
Molecule: messenger RNA, 534 nt
Organism: Alternaria novae-zelandiae
Lineage: Eukaryota; Fungi; Ascomycota; Dothideomycetes; Pleosporales; Pleosporaceae
Exons: 2
Coding region: 1-534 (177 amino acids)
Biological process (GO): tricarboxylic acid cycle; mitochondrial electron transport, succinate to ubiquinone
Cellular component (GO): membrane
Molecular function (GO): succinate dehydrogenase activity; electron transfer activity
Source: RefSeq, a predicted model, not a curated record